UCUCCCUCCAUUUUUUUUUUCUGGAUCGCAACUAUUUUCUAUUCUUAUUACUCUUUUUUUUUUUUUCGUUUGUUGCUGAGAUAUUAAUAGAUAUCGCUGUGCUGAUUCUGUACGACUUGUUAUAAAAAAUUCGUAGGACUUGCUCAAAAGCUACAGCUGUCUUUUCUUAGGUGUGGCGUCGUUUGUUUACCUAUUUAGUUAUUAUGGCGUAAUUUAUCUGUGUGGAGACUUGGAGAUAAAGAUGGCUGUUGUUGUUGAUUCGUUGAUGGCGACGACAGUUCAGCUCAAGUGUCAAAUCCCCGUAUUUAUAUACAUUUCUUGUUACUUCGCUGAACGAUUAUAGCGGUUUCGAAAUAGCCGGGCGUCGGUGCGUUUGGCGUCUGGACUCGUAUCUAUCCUUCUGGGUUUGGAGAUUGUUGAGAGGUUUUGUGACUACCGGUUUGGUUCGCCUCCUGGAUCGAAUUGGUAGCCCCGUUAAAACAAGAAAGAUAAUGCCGGACAAGGAAUUCUUCACGGAAUAUGGUGAGGCAAGUCAGUAUGAGAUUCAGGAAGUAAUCGGCAAGGGAAGCUAUGGCAUUGUUGCAUCAGCGAUUGACACUCAUUCUGGAGAAAGGGUAGCUAUCAAGAAGAUCAAUAAUGUUUUUGAGCAUGUUUCUGAUGCUAUACGCAUUCUUAGAGAAAUUAAGCUGCUCAGGCUGCUCAAACAUCCUGAUAUAGUAGAAAUAAAGCAUAUAAUGCUUCCUCCAUGCCCAAGAGAAUUUAAGGAUAUAUAUGUCGUCUUUGAACUGAUGGAAUCUGAUCUUCACCAAGUAAUUAAGUUCAAUGAUGAUCUCAGUCCUGGCCACCAUCAGUUUUUCUUGUACCAGCUUCUUCGAGCCCUGAAGUACAUACAUACAGCCAAUGUCUUCCAUCGUGAUCUGAAGCCAAAAAACAUACUUGCUAAUGCAGACUGCAAGCUGAAGAUUUGUGACUUUGGGCUUGCUCGUGCUUCAUUUAGUGAUACACCAACUGCUAUAUUUUGGACUGAUUAUGUGGCAACUCGAUGGUACCGUGCUCCUGAACUGUGUGGCUGUUUUUACUCGAAGUACACCCCUGCUGUUGACAUCUGGAGCAUAGGAUGUAUAUUUGCUGAAAUGCUCACAGGCAAACCUUUGUUUCCUGGGAAGAAUGUCGUGCAACAAUUGGAUCUCAUUACUGAUUUGCUUGGCACCCCUUCUUAUGAAUCGAUUGCUAGGAUACGGAAUGAAAAAGCUAGAAGAUAUCUAACUAGUUUGAAGAAGAAGCCAUCAGUUCCCUUUUCAAAAAAAUUUCCUGAUUCAGAUCCAUUGGCUCUCCGUCUGCUAGAACGUUUGCUUGCUUUUGAUCCUGAAGAUCGCAUUUCUGCUGAAGAGGCUUUAGCUGAUCCGUACUUUCAAGGGUUGGCCAAUGUUGACUGUGAGCCGUCGAUGAAACACAUUCCAAAGCUAGAAUUUGAGUUUGAGCGGAGAAAACUGACAAAAGAUGAUGUGAGGGAGCUGGUCUACCGAGAGAUUUUGGAGUAUCAUCCACAGAUGUUGAAGGAGUACCUUCAAGGGGCUGAGCAAAUACAUUUCAUGUAUCCAAGUGGAGUUGAUCAAUUCAGGCAACAAUUCGCUGAACUUGAGGAAGACUCUGGUAAAGCUCGAAGAAGUACGCCACUGCACAGAAAGCAUGCCUCCUUACCCAGGGAGCGGGUCUGUCAACCCAAAGAGGAGACUCUGGAGCAAUGCAACCAGUCUGGAAAGCGUACCUCUACUUCUGUUUGCCGUGCAUCACUUCAUAGUCCUCCAGGUCUACAAAGUAUUGGGAGUCUGGAAUCUGCUUUAAAAAAUGGUUGUAGUGUUCAGGACGGUUUGACCAGGCCCGGAUACAGCUCUCAUAUCCUUUUAAGGAGUUCCAGCAUGGGUGCUCACACAUGCUCAAGCAUGAAAGGGAAAAGUUGCGAGGCUGAUUCGACUUUCAACCGAAAUGGAGAGCUGGUGAAGGGUUUCUAGUACAAGGAAAAAAGAAGUGAAAACUGCAUAUUGUAAUGCAAAGUACCGGUGACAUGAUUUUUGUGUUUGGUCUCUUGGUGCUUAUUUGGGAUAAUGGUGACUUGCCUCCAUUCACGCAGCAUUAAUGCUGCUAUCAGCCCAUUGAUGAUGACGAAACAUUAGUUCCUAGGGAAAUAAGAAAUGAACAUAAGCAUAUGCUUUGUUUCUAUUUGCAAAUGGAAAUUCCACUUUAGAAGGGACCGGAAAGUUCGGCCAAAGUGAAUGCUGUUAUCCUAGGGUAUGACAGUAGACAAAGGCGACGGUCUUCUUUAUGUUUGUUAUGGCUUUGUAAUUGAAUGCUGGAACCGUUUUGAGGUUCAUUCCAACUUCCUAGUUGAAUUUAAUCCCCCUGAAUGGCGAUGCGAUCCGU
This is a messenger RNA of Rhodamnia argentea, 2421 nucleotides long. RefSeq names its product mitogen-activated protein kinase 9-like. The record is from RefSeq and is a predicted model, not a curated record. The transcript has 11 exons. Gene Ontology annotation, cellular component: cytoplasm; nucleus. Gene Ontology annotation, molecular function: MAP kinase activity; ATP binding. Bases 492 to 2012 code for a protein of 506 amino acids. NCBI's taxonomy places the organism in Eukaryota, Viridiplantae, Streptophyta, Magnoliopsida, Myrtales, Myrtaceae. Gene Ontology annotation, biological process: protein phosphorylation; intracellular signal transduction.